Penicillium waksmanii is the source of this 639-nucleotide messenger RNA. RefSeq lists its product as uncharacterized. Lineage: Eukaryota; Fungi; Ascomycota; Eurotiomycetes; Eurotiales; Aspergillaceae. The coding region runs from base 1 to 639 and encodes 212 amino acids. The record is from RefSeq and is a predicted model, not a curated record. The transcript is spliced from 2 exons.
AUGUAUCUGCUAACGAGUGAUUUCAUGUGUAACAUGGCUGCAUGGGAGUGUCAAGUCAAUCAAACACAGCCAACGGCUGAGGUGAUACAACGGUCAGCCUCGUUCACCCGCCUUACCACUCUGGGAGAAGCUAGCGCUGAUAGUUCUUACUGUGAGAGAUGGAUCUGCUGGAACGUGCAGCCGGUGCCUGUCAAUGUCAAGCUCGAGGGACGAUCCGAGCCCCGCCGUCAAGGCCAUCACGCCAGCGACCAGGCGACCGGGGUGAGGGACCUGGACCUGGACCAGAACCUGGAGCUCAUGGAAAAGGUGUACAAUAGUAUCCAUCAAUCUCUUAUUGGUCGACAAAAGGUCGGCUGUCAACUCGAAACUCGCCACCCAAACCCUCGUAAAACGCUGAACUUUCGUAGAUGCCGUGUAAGCAUACCAUGCACCGCCGAAAUCCAGAAAUCCGGGGACAGCCCAUGCUGUGCCAGUCAGGGCCAAGAGAAAACGAGCAACGAAGUUUGUAACCAGCAACGGGGGGCCGGACAAAGCCAAUCAGUAUACAGGAUCUGCGAUCUUGCUCACAAGUUUGCUCCAAUCAGCAAGGCAGGGGCAUUGUGCCCCGGUCGAAGCUCCGGUUUCUCCCUGUGGAAAUAA